Messenger RNA from Aspergillus steynii IBT 23096, 747 nucleotides. Its product is annotated as rhamnogalacturonan acetylesterase. Bases 1 to 747 code for a protein of 248 amino acids. The transcript is spliced from 2 exons. Gene Ontology annotation, molecular function: hydrolase activity. The record is from RefSeq and is a predicted model, not a curated record. NCBI's taxonomy places the organism in Eukaryota, Fungi, Ascomycota, Eurotiomycetes, Eurotiales, Aspergillaceae.
AUGAAGCCUGCCAGUAUCGCUGCCAUUCUUGCCGCAACCUUUGGCGCUGUCCAAUCGACUCCCGUCACUCGGGCAUCCAAACCACCAUAUUUCCUCCUCAUCGGCGAUUCUACCGUCGCUACCGCUGGAGGAUGGGGUGACGGAUUCUUGUCAUUCGUGACCGAUCCUGCGGACGGCGUCAACUCGGCCAAGAGCGGGACCACAACUGUGUCAUACCGUGCCAAUGGACGAUGGGACCAGUUGCUGGAGAACAUCAACUCCACCGCCUCCGACUACUCGCCCAUUGUAACCAUGCAAUUUGGCCACAACGACCAGAAGGCCCUUGAUCUGGACGAGUAUAGGACGAACCUGGAAGGUCUGGCUACGGAGGUCCAAGAAGCCGGUGCCACUCCUAUCAUCAUCACUCCCUUAAGCCGCCGCCGCUUCGAUGGCGAUACAGUCAAGGAAGAUUUUGUGGAGUGGCGAGUCCAAGCCAUCAACGCCGCCAAGUCCGUGGGAAUCAAGUACCUGGAUCUGACCACCGCCAGCACCGACUACAUCAACGCCAUUGGCGACGAGAGCGCCACCAACUACGACCUGUCCGACGGUGAUAAGACGCACAUCAACGAGGCCGCUGGUGUCGUUUUUGGCCGUCUGGUGGCCGAUCUCUUGGUGGCCGCUCGCUCCGAUCUGGAGGACUACAUCACCCCCAACGAGGCGCUGAGCAAGAAGAUCGCUGCGGGCGAGUACGCCUCCGGAGAUGAGUAA